Molecule: messenger RNA, 1017 nt
Organism: Ilyonectria robusta
Lineage: Eukaryota; Fungi; Ascomycota; Sordariomycetes; Hypocreales; Nectriaceae
Exons: 2
Coding region: 124-1017 (297 amino acids)
Source: RefSeq, a predicted model, not a curated record
ACGCCUUCCUUCCACAACCCUUCUCGAGAAUUCUCUUAACGGAUAAAGUCCACAAUCUAUAUCCUCCAAUUCCAACGCUAGAUAGAUACAGGGAAACUGGCAUAUCUCAGCGAACACGCAGCAAUGGAAGCUCUUGGUGCCUUGGCUGCCUGCGUACAGCUUCUCGAGCAGUCGGCGAGGAUCCUUCAGCAAGCCAAGGAGGCCUGGGCGCGCCACAAAGACGGCAUUUCUUACCUGCAGAGCGUGGUCGAUGACGUCCAGGCCACGAUCAUGAUUCUUGACCUGAUCGUAACUGAGAAAGAACUGCAGCUCGAUCACGUCUGCAAGGCAGCCUCGCUGGUUGUUGGAAAGGCGAUCGAGCUUGACAGCGUUAUUAAAGACCUGGACAAGAGGUCGGCGAUUGGCGGUGGACUGUCCAAGCUGCUGCUCCACUUCAUCAACGCCCAAGGAGAGAAAGAUGUGCUCGACAAGUUGCGAAGGGAGCUCAACGACUCCAAGUCAACCUUGGUCAUCGCUCUACAAAUGGCGCAAGUCGGCCUUAUUCGGUCUUUAGGCGAGUCCGACAUCACCGUGAACAUUGAGGUCGUCAGCCGAGUUGACCAGCUCGUCCAAAAGCGCCCCGGACUGGAGGAGGGGCUGCGACUGAAGCAGCUGUUGCAGGCCCGCGGUCGGAAUGACGAACGAGGCCAAUGGCACUUGAGCGACAAGGACCUGGAUGAGCUCACGAAACCACCCCCUUACGAAUACAGCCCGCUCUUGCCCGGUCAGACUCGAGGCAUCGUGCGCAACAACAUAGUGGAUGCAUCCACCUUUGUCGGCAUGGGCAUCGGCAAGGACGGUGGCGACCACAAUUCGGUCUACCAUCCGGAUGAGCUGAUCGUUCAAUCGAAUAGGGCCCAGAACCGUUCAUUAUUCCUUGGUGGCGGGAUUUCGGCGGCCAACUUGGUGUACCUUCAGAAGAACAUCCCAGGGUUCGUACUCCCAACCACGGCCGCAGAUCCAAACCCGACCGGGUAG